CCAGCGGCACCGGGUCCGCCGGCUCCCGGCGGAAGGGAGCGGCGCGGCGGCGGCGGCCCGGUGCGGAGCAGGGCCCGCCUCCGGCACCACAUGAUGCCGCUUCUCCUUCCUGCCGCCCCCGUCCCGAGGAGAAAAGGGAACUGGGCGCAGGGCGGGAGGAAGUGAUUCCGCUCCCCGCCCCGCCGCCGGCCGCGGGAAACGCGCGGCCCCUCCGCUUCCCCCCCCCCCCUUCGCCGCCGCCGGGCAGCGCGGGGCCGGCCGCCUCCCAGGCAGAGCCGCGCGGCUGUGGGCGCCCCGCGGAGGCAGCGCGGCGCCGGGCGAUGGCGCGGCUGUGGCCGUGGCUGCUGGUGCUGCUGGGCGGCGAGCUGGCGCCGGGCAGCGCCUUCAACCUGGACGUGGAGCACCCGGCCGUCUACUCGGGCCCGGAGGGCAGCUACUUCGGCUUCGCCGUGGACUUCUUCGCUCCCGACCCAUCCUCGAUAUUUCUUCUGGUGGGAGCUCCAAAGGCAAACACUACCCAGCACAACAUCGUAGAAGGAGGCCAGGUGCUCAAAUGUAACUGGAAUUCAAACAGAAACUGCCAGCCGAUUAUAUUUGACUCCACAGGCAACAGAGAUUUUGCUCCUGAUGAUCCACUAGAAUUUAAGUCUCAUCAGUGGUUUGGAGCCUCUGUGAGAUCCAAAAAUGAUAAAAUUCUGGCCUGUGCCCCGUUGUACCACUGGAGGACUGAAACAAAACAAGAGAGGGAGCCUGUAGGAACUUGUUACCUCCUUGCUGGAUCUAGAUCUGUGGAAUAUGCACCCUGCAGGUCAACCACUAUUGAUGCAGAUGGACAGGGAUUUUGUCAAGGUGGAUUUAGUAUUGACUUUACAAAGGGAGACAGAGUGCUGCUUGGAGGACCUGGAAGUUUUUACUGGCAAGGCCAACUUAUUUCUGAUCGAGUGACAGAGAUUGUGGCUAAAUAUGACUCCAAAGUCUACAGUACAAAGUAUGAUGACCAGCUAGCAACCAGACCUGCUAGUGCUGCUUUUGAUGACAGCUACUUGGGUUAUUCGGUGGCUGUUGGAGACUUCAAUGGUGAUGGCAUAGAAGACUUUGUAUCAGGAGUCCCAAGAGCAGCAAGAACUCUGGGCAUGGUGUCAAUUUACAAUGGGAAAAACAUGUCUUCCAUGUACAACUUCACAGGAGAGCAGAUGGCUGCCUAUUUUGGGUAUUCGGUGGCUGCCACAGAUAUCAAUGGGGACAAUUACACAGAUUUGUUUAUUGGAGCCCCUCUUUUUAUGGAUCGAGGUUCUGAUGGGAAACUUCAAGAGGUCGGCCAAGUUUCCAUUUGCCUUCAACGAGCCUCUGGAGGGUUUCAGAUCACAAAGCUGAAUGGUUUUGAGAUAUUUGCAAGAUUCAGCAGUUCUAUUGCCCCUCUGGGGGAUCUAGAUCAGGAUGGCUUCAAUGAUAUUGCAAUUGCUGCACCAUAUGGUGGAGAGGACAAGAGAGGACUUGUCUAUAUCUAUAAUGGAAGAGCAAAUGGUUUGAAUGCAGUCCCAUCUCAAAUUCUUGAAGGGCGGUGGGCCGCUCGCGCUAUGCCACCCAGUUUUGGUUACUCGCUGAAAGGAGCCACAGAUGUGGACAAAAAUGGAUAUCCAGACUUGAUUGUUGGAGCCUUUGGUGUUGACACAGCUGUUUUGUAUAGGGCUAGACCAGUUAUUAGAGUAAAUGCUGCCCUGGAAGUUAACCCAACCAUUCUAAACCCAGAAAACAAAGCCUGUUCACUGUCAGAUGUAAAAGUUUCUUGCUUCAAAGUAAAGUUCUGCUUAAAAGCUGAUGGCAAAGGAAAGCUCCCUAAUUCACUCAAUUUCCAAGUGGAGCUGCUGUUGGAUAAACUUAAGCAGAAAGGAGCUAUAAGGAGAGCUCUCUUUCUCCACAGCAAACAGCCUAGCCACUCUAAGAACAUGACUAUUACAAAGGGGGGCAAAAUGAAUUGUGAAGAACUUGAUGCCUUUUUGAGGGAUGAAUCUGAAUUUAGAGACAAACUAACUCCUAUUACUAUUUUUAUGGAAUAUCGUCUGGAUUACAGAACAGCUGCAGAUGCAACAGGGUUGCACCCUAUCCUCAACCAGUUCACUCCUGCUAAUAUGAGCAGACAGGCACAUAUUCUGCUGGAUUGUGGUGAUGAUAAUGUCUGCAAACCAAAACUGGAGGUUUCAGUAGAAAGUGAUCAGAAGCAGAUCUAUAUUGGUGAUGACAAUCCCUUGACACUAAUUGUCAGUGCUCAGAAUCAAGGGGAAGGAGCCUAUGAAGCAGAACUCUUUGUCAUCGUUCCACCCCAAGCAGAUUUCAUCGGUGUUGUUCGUAACAAUGAGGCUUUAGCAAGACUGUCAUGUGCAUUUAAAACAGAGAAUCAAACUCGCAUGGUAGUUUGUGACCUGGGAAAUCCCAUGAAAGCGGGAACUAAGCUAUUAGCUGGCCUGCGUUUCAGUGUGCACCAGCAGUCUGAAAUGGAUACCUCUGUGAAGUUUGACCUGCAAAUCCGAAGUUCCAACCUGUACGACAAUCUAAGUCCAGUAGCAUUCUAUCAGGCUGACCUUGCUAUUUUAGCAGCUGUUGAAAUCAGAGGUGUGUCGUCUCCUGAUCACAUAUUCCUUCCUAUUGCAAAUUGGCAGCCGAAGGAGAAUCCAGAAACAGAAGAUGAUAUUGGGCCUCUAGUACAGCAUAUCUAUGAGCUGAGAAACAAUGGUCCAAGUGCAUUCAGCAAGGUGAUGAUGACUCUGCAGUGGCCUUACAAAUAUAAAAACUACACACUGUUGUAUAUUGUUCAGUAUGAAAUUGAUGGUCCCAUGAACUGCACUUCUGAUAUGGAAAUCAAUCCAUUGAAAAUUAAGAUUUCUGCUUCUAAAGAUGAUGAUAAGAAUGAAACACUUAGCAGGGAAGAUAAUCGGGAUCAUCGUAUCAGUCGAAGGGAUAUAACAGCCAUUGAAGGAGAUGUGCAUACUUUGGGCUGUGGAACUGCUGACUGUUUAAAGAUAGUCUGUCAAGUUGGCCAUCUGGAAAGGGGAAAGAGUGCAAUAUUGUAUUUAAAAUCACGCCUUUGGACCCAAACUUUCAUGAAUAAAGAAAAUCAGAAUCACUCCUAUUCUCUCAAAUCAUCUGCUUCUUUCAAUGUUAUAGAGUUCCCUUAUAAGAACCUUUCCUUUGAAGAUAUCCACAAUUCUACAGUAGUUACUACAAAUAUUACAUGGGGCAUUCAACCACAGCCUAUGCCUGUGCCGGUGUGGGUUAUAAUUUUGGCUGUUCUAGCAGGAUUAUUGCUCUUGGCUGUUCUAGUGUUUGUUAUGUACAGGAUGGGCUUUUUCAAACGUGUGAGACCACCUCAGGAAGAACAAGAAAGAGAACAACUGCAACCGCAUGAGAAUGGGGAAGGAACAUCAGAAGCUUAAGCAGAGUUUUAUCUGUAAGACAUUCUGAAAUUUUAAAAUGCCUUCAUCUUGGUUACGAAUAUUGGCUUCCCCCUUAAGCAAAAAACACUCAUGACUGCAAAGCUGCUGGUCUCAGAAGGUAUCAGCAUGUACAAAAUAAGAGCAAUAUAUUUAAAUCCUCCUUUUUGUAUUAAUUAUGUUCAUACAUGUGACUAACGCAUCUGCACUGAUUUGUGUGUGAAAAAAAUUAAGUAAUAUGUAGUGCUGUGAUUUUGCUUAUUGGGAUACAGGAGACGUCUUUUUUUGAUUCAUGAACCGACUUUAUAUGAAUUGCUACACAGAUUCUCUGUUUGCUCUUGAGGCCAACAGCCUGCAUAGAUAUUUGCUGGAUUACACAUUUGGUUUCAAUUGAUUUUUGUUGGAGUACACUACAUUUCAUUUCCUAGCUCUUGAAAGCUAGUUGUACAAAAAAAUGAACAUGGCUUGUUUUACAAAACUGAAGAAUAUUCUUUGACCCAUUAACUCUGCUGAUGAUUUUCCUUCUGCUCAAAAAAUAUGGAAGAGAUUAUUUGGUGGAAUCAUUCACAUCUGAUAGCUACUCUGCAUGCCUAUUCCUCUUCCUGCUCAGUCAUCUGUCCAGUGGUUUCCCUCUAGACUUCACAAGUAUUUGUUCUCCAGGCCCUAGAUCUCUUACUGUAGGGACUGAGCCUACAGAAAUGGAAAU
This is a messenger RNA of Harpia harpyja (harpy eagle), 4134 nucleotides long. It is a transcript of the gene ITGAV, whose product is annotated as integrin subunit alpha V. Gene Ontology annotation, biological process: integrin-mediated signaling pathway; angiogenesis; cell-cell adhesion. Gene Ontology annotation, molecular function: integrin binding. The transcript has 30 exons. The record is from RefSeq and is a predicted model, not a curated record. Bases 321 to 3431 code for a protein of 1036 amino acids. Gene Ontology annotation, cellular component: integrin complex; external side of plasma membrane. Lineage: Eukaryota; Metazoa; Chordata; Aves; Accipitriformes; Accipitridae.